Molecule: messenger RNA, 2113 nt
Organism: Physella acuta
Lineage: Eukaryota; Metazoa; Mollusca; Gastropoda; Physidae
Source: RefSeq, a predicted model, not a curated record
CUGACUUUAUAAUCACCACUUUUCAAUUUAACAUUUAUAACAUUUUUAAUCAUCAGUUGAUUUAUAAAAAAGCAGUCAAGAAUGGAAGAGGAAACAGAGCAUUUAGCUGCAAUGUUGUCUAUUGUAGAUGAACAGUCACACAAAUUAACAGAAUUUUUAAACUCUGAAGAUUUGAAACCAGAUCUAUCAACAAUAUUUUCAUCUUCUAAAGACAUAAAAACAGAAUUUACAACAUUUUCAUCUCUUGUUGAUGCAAAACCCAACAUGACAUUCACAGCUUCUCAAGAUGUUAAACCCUAUACUAAAACAGAAUUUUCAUCUUCUAAAGGCACAGAAACAGAAUUUUCAAGUUUUUCAUCUUUUGAUAAAUUUACACCCAACAAAUCAUUUAUAAGCUUGCAAGAUGUUAAACCUGAUGUUACAACUGAGUUUUUAAUUUGUAAAGAUAAAAAGCCUGCUGUAUCAACAUUAUCAACAUCUAAAGAUAACAAAUUAGAAGUCACAACUUUAUCAAGUAGUAAAGAUUCAAAACCAGAUUUAUUGACAGGAUUUUUAUGUUUUGAGGAUAAACAACAAAAAGGGCUUGAACUUCAAGUUGAAGAAAAUCUCCAGUUUUCUAGAGACAAAAAAUAUCAGAUUGUUUCUAGUAACAAACACAAAAGAUUUUCUCAAAGUUCUAACUUAAUAAAACAUAAAACAAGUCAAGAAGAAAAUAAGCAAGUUGAAUAUUAUGCCAUCCAUUACAAUUUUUGCAGAACAGACUGGGCAAAUCAGCCAUGUCUAUACAAAGUGCACUUGUGGUUAAACAGGAAUCAAAUGAUCAAGCAAUACAAUUUAUGGAUUUAAAAUCAGAUGUAAGAUUGGCAAUUUUCUUUAGAAGAUGUGAAACCAAAUUUAACAUUGAUUUCAACUUCAAAUGUUAUCAAACAAAAUAUGGCAUCACAAUCUUCACCUUUUGAAGACAAGUCAAAUGAAACAGUUGCAUUUUCAACUUCAGAUCAACAAUCAGAUGAAACAUUUUCUUCUUCUAAAGAUAUGAAACCAAAUGCUUCAACAGAAUUUUUAAGGUGUGAUGUUAUGAAAAAGGGUAUCUUAACAUUUUCAUCAAUUAAGGGUGAAAACAAAAAUAGCUUAGAUGUUAUAAGACAGCUUGAAUAUUUACCAGAUUCAGAUGCUUUUAUUGAAAAUUUUACAAUUUUAAAAUCAGAUCUUCAUCAUGAUUUACAAGAACUCAAGGAAAUGCAUAAAGAAGUUAUUGAUAAUUUUCCAACAAUGAUUGAGUUCAGGGAUAAGGGACUGAAGACAUAAGAAUGAUAUGUGUUGUCAAAGAUUUACUCAUUUUCAUCAUAUUACACAACAUAUGAAAACUCACACAAGAAAGAAUUCAUAUGGGUAUGAUUUUCAUCAGCAACAAGGUGCUAUGAACAGUCAUGUAAAACAGCUUAAGAAAAUAAACAAGAAGUUUUCUCUGCAUAAAUUACAUUCUGAAGACAGAUGCAAUGAAUGUGAUGUGUGUCAUAAAAAGUUUGCUCAUAAGGCUAGUUUAUAUGCACACAAAGUCAUUCACUCUGGACUUAGGCCAUAUGAAUGUGAUGUGUGUCUUAAAAGUUUUAGAUGGAAAAGUCAAUUAGUAAGGCAUAAAAAUAUUCAUUCAGGUCUCAGACCAUAUGAAUGUGAUGUGUGUUAUAAGAAGUUUGCUGGGAAGUUUGGUUUAUAUAUACACACAAAAAUAUUCACUAUGGACUUAAGCAUGAAUGUGGCAUUUGCCAUAAAAUGUUUAGUCAGAAAAGUUAUUUAUCUGUACAUGAAAAGAUUCAUUCAGGAGACAAAAGACAGAUGUGAUGUGUGUCAUAAAAAGUUCAGUCUGAAGAGAACUUUAUCUGACCAUAAAAAUACACAUUCUAAUCUCAAGCCCUAUGAAUGUGAUGUUUGUCAGAAAUCUAAUUUAUCUCAUCAUAAAAAUAUUCAUUUAGGUGUGAGACCUCAUGAAUGUGAUGUGUGUUAUAAGAAGUUUGCUAGGAAGUGUGAUUUAUCUUAACACAAAAUUAUUCACUAUAGAUACAAACCCUAUGUGUGUGAUAUGUGUCAUGAAAAAUUUAGUAGUAAGCGUAGU